Messenger RNA from Pipistrellus nathusii (Nathusius's pipistrelle), 303 nucleotides. The record is from the annotation of a GenBank genome assembly. Lineage: Eukaryota; Metazoa; Chordata; Mammalia; Chiroptera; Vespertilionidae.
AUGUUGGAAUUUCUAGGAUGCCUUCCCUAUGUGGAUUACUACAACGUGGUCACUGGGAAUUCUCCACCUGAAAGAACGCUCAGGGGACUACAGGAGCAUCGACACCCAGCAUGUUCAGGUGUGAAUCAUGGUGACACACUGGAAGGCAGUGAUUUACUGCUUUGGGGGGCAUGCGUGUGUAUGAUUAAGGGAUGUAAGUGCAGGACUCCAAGAUUUACUUCCUUCCUGUUCCAGCGGGGAUCGCCAAGGAGAGUACUAGCAUCUUGUGGCAUUAUUCCAAGUUUAUAUUCCAUGGAGAUCUAG